UUGUACUGCGCUAUAGUGUCAGCAUUUUAAUCGAAAAGUACUGCGCUAUAGUGGCAGCAUUUUCUCGAAAACUGAUCGUGAAUGCUCUAUUCCUUAUUUUGACCAUGCAGCCAUAGUAUAUGCAGUUAGUAAAUAUUUGCUGUUUCAGAACAUAAAAUAAAAGACAAGAAUUAGUGACAGUGAAAGUGUAAAAUAUGCAACACAGUUGACUAGUGGUUUCUUUAUCAAACUAGGAACACCUGAGGCAAUAUGGUUUACUUGCCUUUGAUAGUCAUCUACGUUUUAGCUUCUGUUAGAACAACGGACGCCAAAUAUGAAAACUCAUUUUUCAGGGACAGCAAAUCAUCAAGUGUUUUAUCUACGAUUUUUAAGAAUGCAAAGGAACAUCAAGGCUCUCUUCUGCCUUCCCGCAAUGACCUUGUUUUAAUUCUGGACUCAUCUGCGGCAGUUGGUGAUCAGCAGGUUUUCGCAUCUUCACGGAAAUUUGCGCAUGGUGUUGUCAGGGAAUUCAGUGUCUCACCAUCUACGACCAGAGUUAGUCUUAUUCUCUGCUCGUCAAAGCCUUAUUUACAGUUUGGACUUGAUAAAUUUGUUAACAAGGAAUGUACUCUGAAGGCUAUUAAGAAUGCCAGUCCUUCUUCCGAUCAGCAUUGUGAUCUGGGGUUGUCAUUAAAACAAGCCUAUCGAUUGAUUCUACGAUCGAGAAAACAGAGAUCUGCAAUACAUAGGCCAAGACCAAUCGUACUUAUUAUCAAUGCAAGCCCACACUACAAACAAACGGCGAAAAUAGCGCAAACAUUACGUGGUAGCAGAGUUGAAAUCUUUCUAAUAACUGUUGGUAUCCCUGUACUUGAUGCUAAGAUAAGAGCAUUGAUUAGCCAUCCUGUCAAUCAACAUCAUCUCCAUGUGACACAUGUCAAUCAACUUGAUAACUAUGCUGAGAUAGUUCAAAAUCAAGGAUUGAAGCGAACGUGCCAUGGCAAAGCCACUGCAUUCGAUGAGUGUGAUCGUCGCUGUCAGUGUUCUAACAGUCAAAUGGUGAACUGUCAUCGUGUAAGGAAGGACUUCCAAUCCAUGUCUUUGGCAGAACGUCGUCGAUAUAUUAAAGUUCUAAAGACAGCCUCUACUGCAAAGCCAUACAAGCGAAUCUACGAUGAAAUAACAAGCUACCAUCCCAGAUGGUUUGAUGAUGUUCAUAAAGUCGAGUACUUCUUUCCUUGGCAUCGCUGGUAUAUCCUUAAAUUUGAGAACUUUCUUCGUCAAAUCGAUUGCCGAGUCAUUGUACCUUAUUGGGACUGGAUCCAAGCCGUAAGUGAUAAACGCCUGUGGAGAACUAAACACUACUUUGACAUCUGGUAUCCAGGACCUCAUGGAUUGGGGGGAAAUGGCGAGGGACCUGAUCAGUGCGUCCCCAAUGGACCAUUUGGUGCAGGACAUUGGAUUCCUUCGCUACAGUUCAAUAUGACCUGUCUAACACGUGAAUUCAACGGUUGCUGGGAAAACCGUUUGCCAAAAGUGGCAGAUAGAGACAAAUUGCUGCAGCUUCCUGUGGAAGAUUUUGAAAACUUUGAAGGAAACGUAAGAGAAUGGCUUCACGACAAUUUUCAUAUGGCUAUCGGUGGAAUAAUGUCUCUCGAUGCUUCAUCAAACGCGCCUGAAUUCUGGUUCCACCAUGCGUUCCUGGACAAGAUAUGGACUGACUGGCAGAAACGUGGUUACGAAUUCAAACAUCAAUAUUAUCAUAAUGUAAAAACUAGUUUACCAGGAGCUAAAGUUAAUGGGAAAAUGUUUACUGACCAAUCCAAACAGCCAGCGUGUGUGAAAGUUGACUACGCGGAGCAUCCAAAACCAUUUGAAUUCCCAGAAGAUAAAUUUAAUCAUAAAAUAAAGCAUCCGACACUAGUACAAACUUGUGAUGAUGAUGAUGACAUCGAUGAUAAUGUCACCAAAUAAAAUCACCCUAUUACGUACUAU
Exaiptasia diaphana is the source of this 1974-nucleotide messenger RNA. RefSeq lists its product as uncharacterized. The transcript is spliced from 6 exons. The record is from RefSeq and is a predicted model, not a curated record. Gene Ontology annotation, molecular function: oxidoreductase activity. Bases 250 to 1953 code for a protein of 567 amino acids. Lineage: Eukaryota; Metazoa; Cnidaria; Anthozoa; Actiniaria; Aiptasiidae.